AUGGGACGAGAACGUAAGCGUCUUACUACAAGUCGUGUUGAUCGAAUUAUUCAUCGAAAACUAAUCUCAAAUCGACGAAUGGCUGCAUCAAAUAUGGCACUAGAUCUCAAAAAUAAUUAUGAAACAUCGAUAUCUCCUCAAACAAUUCGUAACAGAAUGCAUGAAAUUGGCUAUCGAGGAUGCGUCGCUCGAAAAAAGCCGUUGUUGAAAAAAUCUCACCGACGAAAACGUGUUUUAUGGGCUCGAGAACAUUCAUUUAAAUCGAAAGAAUUUUGGAAUUCGAUUUUGUAG
This is a messenger RNA of Rotaria socialis, 291 nucleotides long. The record is from the annotation of a GenBank genome assembly. NCBI's taxonomy places the organism in Eukaryota, Metazoa, Rotifera, Eurotatoria, Philodinida, Philodinidae.